AUGUUUAGUACAUGUGCACGGUGCCAGGCCUCCCUAGAAGUGGCAAAAUUUCUUGCUCUUGCGGCUCCUGAACAAGGGACGAAUCUAGCUCUGGCGCUUUGCCAGUACUUCAAUUAUUCAUCCUCUUGCGAGAAAAGUUAUGGACCCCUCGUCAUGGGACCGAUCCUUACUCAAGUUGUAUCUUUUGCUGAUGUCGGAGGAUAUGACGGACAGUCGAUUUGCUCUAACUUCCUUGGUUUGUGUCCAGCGCCCACGACAACGACUCUCAACCUCACUGGCUGGUUCGCAAAGCCAAAGCCCAACCCUCUUCCUCCUCCGAAGCAGCCCAGUAGUCAACUGCUGAAAGUCUUACAUCUUUCGGACCUGCAUAUUGAUCCCCGUGCGCGGCAUUUGCACGUUAUGCGAACGGCGCAGAGGCAAACUGCACCAGCGCCCUCAGACACCUCUCGUUCCUGCGCCACGAUAUGCGAUGCUCCAUAUUCAUUGAUCACGUCCGUGCUGGAGGCCAUCCCACCGUUGACCGGAACUGAAUCAACUGGCCUCGAUUUUACUUUGUUCACUGGCGACAUGUUGGCGCAUGACCCAGAUAACCAACAGUCUAGAGCUUUCACCGAGUACUCUCAGGUCGUCCUUUAUGAUCUAUUCAAGCGCAUGCUCGGACCUGGCCCUACCUAUGCUACACUCGGAAAUCACGAAACUUGCCUGCCAAAUUUAGCUUCGCCUUUAUCCCUGGGAGGCGCUUUGGGGCAACAGUUCAGCUGGUAUAAUUUCUCUCAUCAGUUUCUAUUUUAUGCAUUACCUCAUCCACUAGGCUAUACGACCACGUUACAGCGUUAUGGGAGCAAGAGGGAUGGCUUCCGUCGGCUUCCGUCGAGUUUUCGCGUGCUCACUAUGCAGCAUACACUGGUCAAGCGUGCAGAUGGCCUGAGGGUGAUCAGCUUGGACACCAACUUAUGGUACAGGUCAAACUACUUCAACUACAUCAACUCGUCCGAACCGGACGUUUCUGGUAUACUGAGGUUCCUCACCGACGAACUUCAGGACGCGGAAGACGCGGGAGACCGAGUCUGGAUCAUUGGCCACGUCAUCAGCGGUUGGGAUGGUUAUAAUUCGUUGCCGCACCCAACCAAUCUCUAUGUACGUUCGCUGGACGUCAAAUUCAUUCUGCGUGGAGCUGAUGUACCUAGCGUCGAUCGCUUUUCCCCUCACGUUAUUGCUAACAUCUUCUGGGGUCAUACACACGAGGACCAGCUAUCCAUCUUCUAUGCCAAUAAUGGUACGAAUAUGAGUGCUGAGACCGCUCAGGCGGUAUCCUGGACUGGGCCAUCUGUAACACCCCUCAACAACCUGAACUCUGGGUUCCGUGUUUAUGAAGUUGACUCUGCUACCUUUGAAGUGAUCGAGGCUUAUACCUGGAAGAGUUAUGUUAACGAUUAUCCUGCGCUGGACUCGCAGACUCAAUUCGGCCCUACUUUCGAGUUCGAGUAUAGCACUCGUGAGGCAUAUGGAGGAAACAUUACUUGGGGGGCAACCGACCCACUGAACGCGACCUGGUGGCAUCUUGUGACUGAGCAGAUGGAAGCAGACCCGACUUUGAUGCAGACUUUCAAUUCCUACCAAGGAAAGGGCUCGAUACUCACUCAGCCAUGCACGGGCGAAUGCAUUCCUGCUAGGAUCUGCUACAUCCGUAGUGGCUCUUCUAGUAUCGCCAAGCAGAAUUGCGUGUCGGGUUAUGGAUCAGUGCAGUACUAGUUUAUAUUAAAGUACCAUUUGCGUAGUGUCAAUACCGACAAUCAAACGUUGAAAACUUCCAUA
Messenger RNA from Suillus subalutaceus, 1815 nucleotides. Its product is annotated as Metallo-dependent phosphatase-like protein. The record is from RefSeq and is a predicted model, not a curated record. Lineage: Eukaryota; Fungi; Basidiomycota; Agaricomycetes; Boletales; Suillaceae. The transcript has 18 exons. Gene Ontology annotation, molecular function: hydrolase activity. Bases 1 to 1752 code for a protein of 583 amino acids.